AUGAUAAUCGCGACGGAAUUCGAAAGCAAGGUUUUCCCUGUCAAGUACGAGGUUGCUCAAGGCAGUCUAACGUCAAUUCCGGAUCGCAUCUCGUUUGGAAGAACGCAUCCAGGAAAAGUAGUGUAUAUGAAUUUGCAGGUGUUCAACUCUUUCGCGGAAGAUAUGAAGGUGACGCGAUUGUCAACCACAUCACGCGAUCCACGCUUCUUCUUCGAAGGUUUCGAUCCUGCUCAUCCUCCGGUGCUACGAUCUGGACGUCGCGUUAUGUUCCUUCCGGAAACACCAUGCUCUCAUGAUUACUGCUAUCUAGGCCUGCCUCUUCACACCACCGAUGGGCAAUGGUUUGUUCAUGGGCUGACUUUACCAGCCAACUUGGCAGAAGUGGACAGCUAUUUAUACAAGAAGCAAAGAGCUCGCUUUGAUAAUCUUGUCAAGAAUGGGAAACACCGUGUGAAUACAACGGUGAUCAUUGACACGGAUAGAGCCAAGAAUAUACAGAUCGAAUCCACUGCCGAAAUGAUUUGGCCUCGUCUGUUAACGCGGAAUUCGGUGCAUUUCCCAUUAACUGCACUUGGCAAUUUUACGAUAGUGAAUCUCACCUUGGCGAAUCCGACAUCGGUUCCUAUAGCAGUACAAGUCAUUCCGCUAGUGAUUUAUCCAGAUGCUGACGCUGUAGUAGAGUUUUUUCGCGAGCACCUUAUCACACCGCUUACUUCUGAGGUGGAAAUGAACGAAACACUAAUGUUUUCCUUACGCGAUACUGAGCUGUUCACUCUAAAGCCUGAUAGCCCCGUACCAAGAUUACGGGAGGAACUCGAAGCUGCCAUACCACAGACUGUUCCAAGGUUCACUUUGUCACUGCUGUUAAAACCACAUAUGAAGGUUCCGCUUACGACUAGGUUUUCUGCCAUCGGACUACACUCUUCGAUCAUCUCUGUUACUCAUUAG
Molecule: messenger RNA, 948 nt
Organism: Ostertagia ostertagi
Lineage: Eukaryota; Metazoa; Nematoda; Chromadorea; Rhabditida; Trichostrongylidae
Source: the annotation of a GenBank genome assembly